UAACAAGAUCCAACAGUCUUUUCGGCGGGAAUACGGAACUGUUGCUAUUAAUGAAAGAUCUUUCUUUUUGUUCCAAAAAGAUGGUGCAAUAAGAGGCUUUAAAAUUUUGCUUCUUGAAGAAAAUAAUAAUUUAUUAGCAUUUUUAUUCUGGACUUUAAUACUUUUUUUUCCCUAUUGUUUCGUCAGAAUAUAUUUUCAUCUUAAUUUUUCAUGUGGAAAGUAGACAAAAGAUAAUUUUGAAUAUUUUGACGAUGGAAGUUUACACGUGUUUGCCAAUUGUUUUACUCUUUAUCAAUGGACUUCAGAUCACUUUGGGGCAAGAUCGUUGGUACUGGUAUCAACAGGCAAAAUCUCAGUUACUAAAAAAUCUGGACGAUGACCGCAAUUACAACGUGGCCAAGAACCUCAUCCUCUUCAUCGGGGACGGUAUGGGGAUGACCACAGUGACCACUUCGCGCAUCCUCAGGGGCCAGAAGCUGGGGAAGACAGGAGAGGAAAACGAACUGGCGUUUGACAAGUUCGAGUACGUCGCGCUCUCCAAGACUUACAACACUGACAGUCAAGUUGGAGAUUCGGGUGCAUGCGCCACAGCGUUGCUGUGUGGUGUCAAAGGCCGCUUCGAAACAGUGGGUUUAGACGACAGUGGACGCUACGACAAAUGCCAGAGCAGUUUCCAGUCAAGAAUACCAUGCCUAGCUGAUUGGGCGCAGGCGGAAGGUAAAUCUACCGGUCUGGUGACAACGACUCGAGUAACGCAUGCCACCCCUGCUGCCAUGUAUGGCCACUCUGCGAGCAGAUACUGGGAGAGCGACGACAAGAUACCAGAAGAGGCGCGGGCCGCCUGCAAAGACAUCGCUCGACAACUGGUUGAAAACGACCCGGGCAGGAACAUCAAUGUAAUUCUUGGGGGUGGUCGGCGGCAUUUCCUUCCCCGCAAAGAAAACGACCCUCGAAUGCAGACGGAUAUGGGUCGAAGAGAAGAUGGUCGUAACUUAAUUGACGAGUGGCUGCGGGACAAGAAAACUAGGGACCUUGAUUAUGAGUACAUUUAUAGGAAGGAAGACUUUGACAAGGUUGAUCCGGCUAAGACAGAUUACCUCUUAGGAUUGUUCAACCACGGUCAUAUGGCAUACGAAGUGGACCGAGAUUCAGGGCCAGAUGGAGAACCUUCUCUAGCCGAAAUGACCAGAAAAGCCAUAGAAAUUUUGAGGAAGAAUCCCAGAGGGUAUUUCUUAAUGGUCGAAGGUGGUCGAAUUGAUCACUCGCACCACUUCAACAAUGCCCACCGUGCUCUAGUCGAUACCCUGGCUCUUGAAGAUGCCGUCAUGGUGGCCUUAGAGAUGACCAAGCCGGAGGACACACUCAUGGUGGUUACCUCUGACCAUUCCCAUGUAUUUGCUUUCGGGGGAUAUCCCAAGAGGGGAAACCCGAUAUUAGGAUUGGACGAUAAGAUCUCCGAUGUGGACAAUAUGCCAUACACUACUCUUCUGUAUGCCAAUGGACCCGGAUACAAUCACAAUUUUCCAACAGGGCGUGAAAAUUUGACUGGAAUGAAUACUGAGGAUAAAAAUUACGUGCAACAAAGUGCCGUGCCUCGCCGCUGGGACACUCACGGUGGCGAAGACGUUCCCGUUUAUGCUCAUGGUCCUAUGGCGCAUCUCUUUAGAGGUGUCCUGGAGCAGACCUACAUUCCACACGCCAUGGCAUAUGCCGCCUGUAUAGGACCCCAGAGAGAUGACUGCGAGAGACGAAGACACACUUUCCACCGACAAGUUAUAGAAUGCCCAUCCCCACAUACCAAUUCUGCAACUACAUCCACAGCCUUGGCUGUUUCCAAAUUCCUCCUCACUUCCUCGUGGUUGCUCUGGACCUUCUUUCAGCACUCUAGAACGUUAUCUCUAUGGGAGCCUUGCUAAAGAACAUAUUUAAAGAUAGAGCCUUACGAAUAGAGGUUGUUUGGUACCAUUUAGGAGUAAUACCAUGACACUGCAUUUCGUACCCACCGGGUUGGAAAUGGAAGAUUGGACAAGUUGUGUUCACUACCAAAAACUAUGGCACUGGAGGAUUUUAAUUCGCUACAGAAAUAAAUGUAUUUUUUACAGAAGGCUUUAGCUUUUACAGGACAAUUUUAUCUUCAGUGACGAAAUCUGUAGAUAAUCAGUGAAUGUGAAAUAGUUGACCCUUCUGCGACCUUUAUUGAACAAAAUGAUAGCUGUAAUGGACUUCGUUGAUGAUAUGUUUAUAUCAUCUCAAAUCAAACUAUCGACUGUUAAAUUAGCAACAAUAUACUGACUAUUUAACUGUUUAAUGUUUUUUUUUUCUAAAUGGACUUUGUCAGAGGUGUUUUCAUUGUUUCUUAUUGAUGUAAGUGGAAACUGGAUUUGAACAGCUUUGGUUUUGAAAUUUUGGAAUAAAACUGGUAAGAAAAAAAUUGUUUCUGAAAAGCAUAGGUGUAAUCAGUGGAUCAUUUUCAAGAAGAAUUUCAAACACAUCAGGAUGAACAUUACAGAGCUUCUGGUACUGAUUCUACUGUAAAAAAAGUAACUAUACUAUAUGUGCUUCCAUAGUGUCAGUUCGUAUCAAAAUGUUAAACGACUAUUAUUAUGGAUUUUUUCGAAGUUACAAAAAACUUUUCUUGUGGAACGACUUCUAAAUUUUGAUCUUUUUUUAGCCACCAUAUAAAUGUAACAUUCUUAGUUGCUUUAUUUUAUGUUCUUUUUUUCCUAAAUUCCUUAGAUCUAGAUUCUGUUGUAAAGACUUAGAUGUAAACAGUGAAAAUAAAUUCAAAGUGUCAAGUAUUUUCGUAGAAGCACGCUGGCGUGCCAACAUAAAACAUGCGUACUGUGAUAUCACUUAAAUUUAAAUUAGAAGAAAAUAGAAAUAGUAAAAACAGAAUUUAACUGAAAUAAAUCCAAUUGCAUAUCGAGAGAAAAAUUUUGAAUGCGGUGAAAUAUGUUUUUAAGAAACUGUACAGUGACGAUAAAAUGUACAAAAUAUCCCUAAAGGUGUUAAACGUUUGAAUAAAUAUUAUAUAUGAAAUUAAUAAUAUGCAUCAAAGCUUCAAUGUUUCAAUAUCUGAUAAAAAUGCUAGAGGUAAAUUAACUGUUACUGCCCACGCAUUGUUGAUAACGUUGGUUGAUAUAAUUGACAAUGCUUUAAACAUGCUAAUUUCUCAAAAGUUACAUUAUCCUUCAAGAGAUGUUCUCACUUCAUAGAUGGUAUCUUAUCGAGAUAAAUUUGUAAAUAUAAUGCUUCAGAUGUUUCCACAAAAAAAAGAAGAAAGAAAUCCAUAGAAUGGCGAUCCGAUAAGUACGAGACCAUAAGAACUCUUCCUUCACUUUGAUCAUAAAUUCAUUAAAAUUUUAUUGAGAUAGGUUUUUCUUCUUUCUUCACACAUUUAAUAAAUUAAAAAAAAUUAAUUUAUUAAAUGCGAUAGUUAAUUAACAUAUAUAUGUUAAUUAACUAUACAUAAAUCCAUGAAUAUGUUAAUUAAUCCGAUAGUUAAUUAACAUAUUCAUGGAUUUUAAAUCUGACACUUUGCUGCAUGUUAUUAACUGUUUAUGUAAUAUUUAUUGAAAGUGUAUAUACAUAUUUGGGUAAACCUUGUACUUUAAAAUUUUACUUCCAUAAGCUGAAUGAACUCAAUCAAAAAAUUCUAAAAUAUCAUUGAUUUUAUGCGUAAUUGGCAUUUGAUUUAGCGUCUUUUUUUACCGAGUUGUUUUUACCAAGGAUCUAUUAUUUAGCUCCAUUAGAAUAUGAAUUGAUGUUUAUAAUUUAAGUGAUUUAUAAUACUUUCUUAUUUGUGAACAAUAUUUAAAUCAAAUCGAAUUACAGUCAGAACAAAUCUUAGCAGAAUAUUUUAUUCCUUAAAGAAAUGAUUCCUUAUGUUUAAAGAUAAUGCAAAGUAUUAUGAAAUAAAUUUGGGUUUUAUGUCAUUUCAGCAUUUUGUUCUCUAUUCCUCUUAAGAGAAAUAUAUCUAAGGAGAAAAAUCUCUAUCUAUAAAUAAAGUGUUGUAUGCCGUAUCGAACUACUAUAGUAGUUAUGAAAAUCCAUUAUAUAAUAAAGGCCCAUUUCCGCCUUUUCAGUCCAAAAUUAAAUUUAACAUCAAAAAGCGUGUAUUCUUUUUCUUUAAAAUAAGAUUUAAAAAUAUUCUUGGAUAUGAGCCAAGAUAAAUUAAAUCAUGGUAUUUUAUUGUAAUAAGUGUAAAUGUCGUAAUU
Argiope bruennichi is the source of this 4217-nucleotide messenger RNA. Its product is annotated as alkaline phosphatase-like. The transcript is spliced from 9 exons. The record is from RefSeq and is a predicted model, not a curated record. The coding region runs from base 252 to 1916 and encodes 554 amino acids. Gene Ontology annotation, biological process: dephosphorylation. NCBI's taxonomy places the organism in Eukaryota, Metazoa, Arthropoda, Arachnida, Araneae, Araneidae. Gene Ontology annotation, molecular function: alkaline phosphatase activity.